Messenger RNA from Macadamia integrifolia, 1875 nucleotides. Its product is annotated as transcription factor VOZ1-like. NCBI's taxonomy places the organism in Eukaryota, Viridiplantae, Streptophyta, Magnoliopsida, Proteales, Proteaceae. The transcript is spliced from 2 exons. Gene Ontology annotation, biological process: positive regulation of long-day photoperiodism, flowering; regulation of DNA-templated transcription. The record is from RefSeq and is a predicted model, not a curated record. Bases 16 to 1131 code for a protein of 371 amino acids.
CAUUUUCUGUUAAUUAUGGAUGUGUACCCUGAGCUGUGUAAUUGGUUUUGCUUUCAGGAUUUUUUCACAAAUCAAGGACCAGAAGAACAUGGGUUUCAAGGGGUUGAUCAGUGCAAAGGUGAUGCAUCAGGGGUGCAUAAUGCAUCAAUAAAUAACUUGGAAGUGACAACUCUCCUGAACUAUCAUCAGUUUUAUUCGCAUCAAGAGUUUGACCCUAAUCCUUUCCUUGGAUUUAAUGGUACUGAUCAGUGUGGAGAGGAUGAUAUUUCCCAAUCUGGCAUUCUUCCGAGUAUCUGCCCUCCACCUUCUGCCUUCUUAGGACCAAAAUGUGCACUCUGGGAUUGCCCCAGACCUGCUCAGGGGUCAGAUUGGUGUCAAGACUACUGCAGCAGCUUUCAUGAAACCCUUGCAUUGAAUGAGGGUCCUCCAGGUAUGACUCCAGUUCUGCGACCAAAUGGUAUUGAUCUAAAGGAUGGUCCCCUUUUCGCCGCUCUUACCGCGAAAACACAAGGAAAGAAUGUGGGUAUUCCAGAGUGUGAGGGUGCUGCAACUACGAAGUCUCCAUGGAAUGCUACUGAGCUAUUUGACCUUUUCGUGCUCAAGGAUGAAACAAUUAGGGAGUGGCUCUUUUUUGAUAAACCUCGAAGAGCAUUUGAGAGUGGUAACAGAAAGCAGAGGUCAUUGCCUGAUUACAGUGGACGUGGUUGGCAUGAGUCAAGGAAGCAGGUGAUGAAGGAACAUGGGGGUCUUAAGAGGUCUUACUACAUGGACCCACAACCACUGAACUAUUUUGAGUGGCACCUGUAUGAAUACGAGAUCAACAACUGUGAUGCCUGUGCAUUGUAUAGGUUAGAACUCAAGCUUGUUGAUGGAAAAAAAAUCCCCAAAGGAAAAGUAACAACUGAUUCACUUGCCGAUCUGCAGAAGCAGAUGGGAAGGCUGACUGCUGAGUUCCCUGUGGAUAAUAAACGUUCUGUUAAAGGUAGGGGGAAAGAUAAUUUGAAGAGUGGUGUUGGGAAUGUCUAUUCUGCUCCAGACCAGAUUGCUCCUACAAAUGAUACUUUUGGUUAUGGCGUGAAUGCUCCAUAUGGUUAUCUUGUUGAGAAUUUGAGCGACUACUAUGGUACAUAAUGGAGGAAAGUUUGUUGCAUGUGGAAGCAAAAAGCUUUGUGAAAGUAAGAUUUUAAUAUCGUCCUUUUCACUGUAGAUGGUGGAAUUGUCAGUCUUCAGUUUCUGGUCUUGAAUAAUAUUCAGCCUGCCACAAUUUUUUGUCACAUGGCUAUACUGUGUAUAGUUUGUUAUACUCUGGGAGCGGUAUGUUAGUUACUUGGAUGCUGUAGCAUCCUCUGAUCGCUGAGAGAUGGUUAACUUACAGCAGAACUGGUUGUAUUUAGGUUGUGCAUUUUGCUAACUAUGGUCUGAGGAUGAAUGCUGCUUUGAUGGAAGAAUAGUCUCUGGACCUGUGUGGGAUGAAGAUGCAAAUACAGCUUUAGUUCUAUCAUUGAAUUGCAUGGGUUUAGCAACUAUCAUGUCCAUAUGUAGUUUUUGGCACUGCUUCAGAAGGUCUUAGCUGAAGAUUUUAGUGGUCUUGGUUAUAAUUUAUAAACUUAUAACUUCAACUGACAGCUUAUUCAGCUCGUAGUACAUUUGUUAAAUUGCUUUCUUUGGCUCAUUAUUGUUCAAAACUAUGGUCUCUGUCCUUUGCUGUAUUAUUGCUCCACAAUGGUCUAUGUAAGGUGGGAACUGGGAAAGGUUCUGCUUUACUUAUGGAAUCUGGUCCGUAUGCUCUGAAUUUUGUUCUCAAUUCCUUCUUGUAUUCAUUGUUUUAAAAGAUACUGUGGAUUCUAAUGUAUAUCAUAUGUUCGCAGCUUAUUC